Molecule: messenger RNA, 3693 nt
Organism: Funneliformis mosseae
Lineage: Eukaryota; Fungi; Glomeromycota; Glomeromycetes; Glomerales; Glomeraceae
Source: the annotation of a GenBank genome assembly
AUGCAUGCUUCUUAUCCAAAUUCUCCUAUUGAUGACGAUGAACAUUUUGAGUUCGUUGACUAUACUGCAGCUUCACAUUGGGAACGAUUCAUUACAACUGUCGAAGAAGUUUUAACAGGCUGGGGUGUAAAUGAUGGUCAACUUGGAAUAUUUGACGAGUCAAAGUUACCCCCUCUUGGUGAUAAAAUUUCUACUAAAAUAGUCGGAGGCAUUGAUCCUUUUGUAAAAAGAGAGAUAAUAAUUCUUGAUGACACUUCUUAUACUUUAUCAUAUCAUUAUCACCCAAUAAAACGGUGGAAUGAAUUUGCUAUAAAUCACUCUCCUAUUUCAAGCGGUUCUACUUUGGAACCUCCUCCUCCACCACCAAUUACAACCCUUUUUCCCCCAAAUCCUGACACAUUUUUACCGAGUUCAGAAUUCCUUCCUAUUUCUUUACCGAAUACUUCACUGGAAUCGACAUCAAUGAAUUUAAGUAAGAUUCAUCGAUGGACAGGUCUAACUCAUAUCUUGGUAUUGUCUCCAACAGAUAUUUUUUCAACUGGAGCUACCUCAAAAUCUACAAGUAUAGAUCUUAAUACUACAAAGAUGUUACUAUCUUCAUUUGCAAUUGCGUUCCAUAAUACGAAAUGCAAGCUUCCGGUUUAUGUUCCGAAUGGUCAAGUUGCAAAUUCUUUAUAUGCUGGUUAUAUGUGUUUAUUUAAUAAAGAGGUGAAAAAUGUUAAUGAUGCUAGUGAGGUUGAGAUAAGAUUCAAUACUACAUAUGUUCGUGAUGUCCCAGCUCGGUUUUCACAUUUAACUGGUUUAACCGAACUCUUUACCGAAAAAAUGGAUUUAAAUAAAUGUCCUUUAGAUCAAGUUGAUGUGCCGGAAUUAGACAAAAUGCCUCACCUUGGAAUUGCCGUAGCUGGGUUAUUUAAAUAUGAAUUGCAAAAUUUGGAUGAUCAAGAUUGGAAAAAUCUCGAUGAAAAUGAAUUGAAUUCUACUCCAUUGAAUUUAUUAAAUAAUAAGAAAUCAUCUUUUGAAGAAAAUAUCUUUAAAGAAUUUGAAAACCAUAGUGAAAGAACGUUUGGAAAUGGAGAAGCAAAGGAUUCUUCUAGAUUUUCUCAUUCCACCGUUGAUCAAUUUACCUCAUCAAUUGCCUCGGUACCAAAUUUACCUUUUGGCCCACCAAAUGAUCCACUUCAGUCGUUAUCUCUUACUGCUUUUUUUCCGUCUGCUCCGCGUGACACAUAUCUGGAUAAUGACGUGUAUUCAGAAGUGGACGCUGUGCGAGCUCCAAUUUGGAUCCUAGCAUGCAAUUUUUAUCCUGAACAUCAGUUACAUGCAUUACUUUCCAGCAUAUUAGAUGCAACUAUAAUUUCUUUGGAUUGUAACGAUGAAAUUGCCGAAAAAUCAAAUAAUUCAAAGGGCAAUCUUCGUAAUAAGAGUUUUAAAAAAGGUCAGAUUACUGAUAUACCGGGAACAUUCAAAUCUUAUGAUUUAAUUUCUUAUGAUACUGUACGAUAUGCUAGUUCGGCAGCUGGUGGAAUUGUUGAUAUGGACGAUGUAGAUAUUGACAACAUUCUGAAUGUUUUAUUUCAUCCCUUAAGUAAUAAAAUAUUGUCAAAUAAUUAUGAUAAUACAUUGAAUGGUAUUCCCUUGUCAGCAUCGUCCUUAGGACUUAAUUUUCGCGAUGCCAGAACUGUUCCCUAUAAAUCAUUUUUAUGGAACCUUCUUGAAUGUUUGUUGGAAACUGUCUCUCCUAUGACUAGUUCUAGGGGUACAUUUUUAGGAUCUUUGAAAAUUUUAUGGAACGAAAUUAUUAGAGAGAUUCGUCGACAUUGGGAACGAGUUGAACCAUUGCCUGAUGUGAACAUUUAUAAUAUGUCAGAAAAUGAAAAUGAAUCAUCUAUUAUUCAUCAAAAUGAUUCCUUAACAAUAGAUGAUAAUAAAGUGAAGAAUUCCACAGUUGAAAAAACUAAUUUGAGAAAUAUUGGCAUAGACAUGAGAUUUAAUUUAAUUCAUCAAAAGUUGUGCAUGAUGAAUUGUUGUAUUGCACGCAUGCGACAAUAUCAAAAAUAUAACCCUAUUUUGUCCACAAGUCCAAGAUCCAAAAAACAUCGAGUUUCAUCAAAUAAUUCUUUAGAUUCUAUGUCCAAUAAAAUAAAUAAAAAUUCACCGUUAGAACAAAAGCAAACUAUAGAUCCGUUUGUUCGUUUGUUUGACCAUAUAACGGGAGAUGAUGAAAUUGCUACACCCGGAACUUCAGCUUCAAUGGUUUUAGUUCCCCGGGUAAAUUCAAACGGUGCUAGCAACUCUGAAGUCUGUACUUUGGCUGAAAAAGAAGUAAAAUUUCCUAGUCAUAAUCAUUCGGCAAGUAUUGACUAUGUUCCAAUGCCUAGUGUUGGGGAAUUGGAAGAAGAAUAUUUUGAUGCUAUUGAAGAGGCAACGUCAACACCUUUAGGGAUUCCAAGGGGCCAGAAAAAUACGAUUCGAUCAGCCUCUCAACACCGUCGUUCACCAUCUUCAUUCUCUCAUAUACAUUCUAAUUCUCCGACAACUUCUUUAUUUUCCGAGCAAUCUGAUCCAAAUCCACAUGCAUCAUCUUUAUCGGAAUCAUUCAUACAACUUAAUUAUUCAUCUAGUAUGGAAUCAAAUCAAGGGUUUGAAUUUGCGGGUCGAAAUACUCGUUCCGAAAUGGGCAAAAUAUCUUUGAAUGAUGAUAAGGAAGUUAAGGAUGAAAAUGAGAGAGAAGGAAAUUUAUACCAUUUUAAUAAUCUUACGCUAUUGAAAACUGGCAAGCCAUUAUGGGUGCCGGAAACUCAGGAUAUGGGAUUUAUGACCGAAGAUAUGGUACGUGAACAAGAGGAAUUGUUCGAGAAUUUAGGUUCUUCAGAGGAUGCAGCUAAAAUAAGAGCUCAAUUACAUUCUGCUCAUUUGAAAUCUGAUAUGCAAGCCUUCAAAGCCGCAAAUCCACAUGCUGUAUUAGAAGAUUUCGUUCGAUGGCAUUCGCCACGUGAUUGGAUUGUUGAUGAAGGUGGAGAUCCGAACAAGGGAGCUCUUAGUUUACGGAUGAAAGAGAAAGGAAAUCUUUGGCAAGAAUUGUGGAAGUCAUCAAAAAGAAUUCCGGCAAGGCGACAGAAACCCUUGUUUAAGUUCACUCGUGAAGGAGAAAAAGUACUUCACUAUUUGGAAAAUUUAUCAGUUCAGGAUUUGUUUAAACAACUUUUACCUACUAUAUUCCUUAUUGCAUAUGACUCGUUAGUCUCUCAAUCUGUUUCCAAAAAUAUUAAACCAAUAUCAUCUGGUUUAACGGCUUUGGCACAAGAAUUACUUGACUUUCCAUGGAAUGAUGUAGGAACUAAAAAUAUUGUAUGUGACGGAUUAAUACAAUCAUUUAGGCAGAAUGAAAUGCUUAUUGGUAAAGCAAUUUCACUUUUGCGAAAGUUACCAAAUCAAUAUAAUUUAGUAGAAAGAUUAUUAGAAAUACCUGAAACAAAGGUUUUAGACGGAAAAGAACGUGAAACAGUUUAUGACUUAUUUGCUUCUGGAGCACCGCUAAAUGAUUCGUUUCCACAUCCUACAACACGCGAAUUUGUAUUACAAACAACGUGUUUACGACCAACCCCAGUUCCAGCAAGGAUGUAUGUUUCAUUGGAUAAUUCUGGAAUGAGAAUCGUAGAUAUGGUUGGAAAAGAUACAGUAUUUAUGUAA